Molecule: messenger RNA, 624 nt
Organism: Lycium barbarum (goji berry)
Lineage: Eukaryota; Viridiplantae; Streptophyta; Magnoliopsida; Solanales; Solanaceae
Exons: 3
Coding region: 1-624 (207 amino acids)
Source: RefSeq, a predicted model, not a curated record
AUGGUGAACCAGGUCACCACAGACAAAAUUAAGGCCAUCGAAGAUAUUGAAGUGGUUGAUAAUGUGAAAGCAGUGCAAAAGUUAACCGGGAGGAUUGCAUCUUUGAGCAGGUUUAUCUCUCGGUCUUCAGAUAAAAGUCAUCGGUUCUUUUCACUGCUGAAAAAGAAGAAUGACUUCGUGUGGACACCGGAGUGUCAACAAGCUUUGGAAGAGUUGAAGCAAUACUUGUCGAGUCCACCCUUGUUGCAUACACCAAAAGCAGACGAACAAUUAUUUUUGUACCUGGCAGUAUCCGAGGUUGCGGUAAGUGGCAUUUUGGUUCGGGAAGAAAAAGGCGAAGGGAAAAAGAUUGUAGGACUUAGGGAUUCAGAUGACAACUCUGCCACUGGUUUUUCUACCGUCAACGGCUGUUAUCUUUACGAGCGGGAAAAAAGGCAUCCGGCCUUUAGCCAUUUGAUUGGAUGGCUUUGUAAGAGAGGGCCCUCUUAUGUUUAUGGUGCUUGUGAGAGGAUGUAUCCUGUUCAUCUGGCAACAAUUGUUCGGAUUCGUAAUCCUUAUUUGAUUAUAAGUGUGAACAAAUUUAAAAUUGAUUUUGUUCAUUCGGACAUAUACGAGAGUGUUUAG